AUGCAGGAACCUAACCCUAACCCUAACCCUAACCCUAGCCCUUCAAAGGACUCAACCUCCAAUCCUAAAAGUUCAAGGGAAGAAGAAAGCAGCCUGAAAACAGCUCUUGAAGUGUUGAUUGAGUCCAGCACUGGUGAUAAGGAUACCGGUCGCGGCGGCGGUGAAGAUUGGAGGGUGGAUGAGAAUGGUGACAGAGUGAGUGAAGGUCAAGCUUUGAAGAAGAGAAAGAAUAAUGAAGAGAAAGAGAAUCCUUCUGCUAUUGGCCACAUGGAAGAACAACCUAAUUGUAUUUCUAUUGGUUCUUCUUCAGCACUUGAUUCCAGCUAUUCUCAGACAACAACCAACCUACAUCAACUCGAUCUUAAUAAGGUUGAUGAUGACGUUCAACGAAUGGAGAUAGAAGGGACCUCUAAUGUUGCACUCGAGUCAGCUGAAGAAAAGGUACAUGAACGCAAAGAUUUAGGAUUUGACUUGAAUGAAUUGCCUCCUAACGAAGAAGAUGAUGUAAUGUGA
Messenger RNA from Vicia faba (fava bean), 513 nucleotides. The record is from the annotation of a GenBank genome assembly. Lineage: Eukaryota; Viridiplantae; Streptophyta; Magnoliopsida; Fabales; Fabaceae.